Molecule: messenger RNA, 1129 nt
Organism: Cuculus canorus (common cuckoo)
Lineage: Eukaryota; Metazoa; Chordata; Aves; Cuculiformes; Cuculidae
Gene: TIMM22
Product: translocase of inner mitochondrial membrane 22
Exons: 4
Coding region: 48-611 (187 amino acids)
Biological process (GO): protein insertion into mitochondrial inner membrane
Cellular component (GO): TIM22 mitochondrial import inner membrane insertion complex
Molecular function (GO): transmembrane protein transporter activity
Source: RefSeq, a predicted model, not a curated record
CGCGGGGCCUGCCGGGAGCCGCAUUGCCGGUGCGGGCCGGUGCCGCCAUGGCAGCCGCGCCGCCGCCCGGGCCGCAGGGCCCCGCGCCGCCGCUGCAGUACAGCCUGCUGCUGCAGCACCUGGUGGGCGAGCGGCGGCGGCCCCGCGACUGGGACCCCAGCGCGCUGGGCGGCAUCCCCAGCCCGGCCAAGAGCGAGGAGCAGAAGGCGGUGGAGCGCGCUAUGGAGAGCUGCGCCUUCAAAGCGGCGCUGGCCUGCGCGGGGGGAUUCGUUCUGGGAGGCGCAUUUGGGGUCUUCACAGCUGGCAUCGACACCAAUGCUGGUUUUGAUCCCAAGGAUCCGUAUCGCACGCCAACUGCAAAAGAGGUCCUGAAAGACAUGGGGCAGCGAGGCAUAUCCUACGCAAAGAACUUUGCCAUUGUGGGUGCCAUGUUCUCCUGCACUGAAUGCAUGGUAGAAUCCUACCGUGGAAAGUCAGACUGGAAGAAUAGCGUUAUUAGCGGCUGCAUCACAGGAGGAGCAAUCGGCUUCAGAGCUGGUUUGAAGGCAGGCGUUAUCGGCUGUGGUGGAUUUGCCGCGUUCUCUGCUGCGAUUGAUUACUAUCUACGGUAACAGUGGGAUCCCUUGGGAGCAAGUUUCCCUUUCGUUCCAGCGUUGCUAAGAGCCUGCGUUACGGCAGAAGAACCAUCAGGCUUACCUUUCCACUGCCCUCGGAGUCCUGAUCAGUGCAAGCUGGAUGGCGUUGGCUGCUUUUCCUGAAUGACUAACAAUAAUCUGGCUGUGAGCCCUGGCAUGCUGCGGGAUAUGCACGGAUGGAGCCAGGCGCAGCGAGCAGUAUCUCCAGGACAGAUCAGCUGACUGUCAGUUUCCAGGAAACAAGCCUGGACUCUGAGCUUUUUCAAUCUUUUGGGUCUGAUUUUGAUUAAGUCUGUUGCUAGCAUCAAAAGAGGCAGGAGGACGAUCUUCAAAAAGAAAUGCAGUGAAUUCGGUUACCGUGUAUUUGAACGUGCUGCAAGUGUUAAAACACUUCUCAGUUUGCAGCUUGCUGCUCUGUUAGCGAGAGGUAAGAUCCUGUGGAGAAAUAAGUUUGUUCCAGGCUAUUCUUAAAAUACCAGCUGAAGACAAACCAC